AUGACUCAUCGUCAUGUUUUUGAAGCGGUGGACCGCACAUUUCGUGAUAUUAGAUCUAAGGUGAGCCCUAAUACGGCAGACAUACCUUUUGGCGGCAUGAUUGUGCUACUCGCCGGUGACUUCAUGCAGUAUUCGAAUUGGUGGAGAACAUGCGGAUUGAGAAAGACGUCCCACCAAUUACCAUUGAUGGGGAAACAAUGGUGUUCAGAGAUUGUGUGUUUGCUUUGGGUGAUGGAACUCAACAAGCCUUUGCUUUCGACAGGAAAUGGAGGCUUCAUGGAUAAAAAUUUAGAGGAGGAAUCAAUUCUUUUUGCGGACAUAAAAAAACAUGUGUCAAUUUUCUUCCAUGUUUUGGUGAGGCCCAAGGAGGAUCGUGUUCAAACAAUUGUGGACGAAAUAUAUGAAAGACUAGGCGAGAAGCCUUCUGACAUUGAAUAUAUUCGUGAUCGCGCAAUAUUAACUCCUCUCAAUGAAUAUGUUGAGACUGUUAAUAAUGAGGUCCUACAAAAACUGCCAGGAGAGCUUAAAGUUUAUAGAAUCUAUGACAAUAUUUCUCAAGGAAGCACAAACGUUGUGGCGGAAGAGAUCUUAUACCCUCCGGAAUAUUUGAACUCUUUGAAAUUCAGCGACCUUCCUAAUCAUGAACUAAAGAUUAAAGUGUGUGAGCCUAUAAUGUUGCUACGGAACCUUAAUCGCAAAAAGGGCUUGUGUAACGGAACUCGGCUUAUAGUGACCAGGUGUUAUCAAUUUCUGAUAGAAGCGCAAAUCAUAACUGGUAAUAAAAUCGGGGAGAUCACGUUGAUACCGAGAAUAAGUAUUUCCUCAUCUGACAAUACAUUCCCCACACCAUUGAAACGCAAACAGUUGCCGGUAUCAGUAUGUUAUGCUGUGACGAUUAAUAAAAGUUAG
Molecule: messenger RNA, 909 nt
Organism: Daucus carota subsp. sativus
Lineage: Eukaryota; Viridiplantae; Streptophyta; Magnoliopsida; Apiales; Apiaceae
Exons: 4
Coding region: 1-909 (302 amino acids)
Biological process (GO): DNA repair; telomere maintenance; DNA replication
Cellular component (GO): replication fork
Molecular function (GO): DNA helicase activity
Source: RefSeq, a predicted model, not a curated record